This is a messenger RNA of Trichoplusia ni (cabbage looper), 1714 nucleotides long. RefSeq names its product tektin-1. NCBI's taxonomy places the organism in Eukaryota, Metazoa, Arthropoda, Insecta, Lepidoptera, Noctuidae. The transcript has a single exon. Gene Ontology annotation, cellular component: microtubule cytoskeleton; nucleus. The coding region runs from base 109 to 1395 and encodes 428 amino acids. The record is from RefSeq and is a predicted model, not a curated record. Gene Ontology annotation, biological process: cilium movement involved in cell motility; cilium assembly.
UAACCAAGGCAACCGAAUAUACAGUUUUGUCAAUUUCUUCGCGGGGCUGUUCCAUCGAAUUUUGAAGCGUGUUUAUUUUUGAAAUUAUUUUGUUCAUCUUUUGUAAAAAUGUGUGAAGAACAGUUUGGGGUCCGUCAUGUGAUUGGAGCUCCCAUAGCGACCACUAGAUUGUCCGAACAGGCCAUAGUAUGCAUGCCUCCACGGACAGCGAAGUUCACGCUCGCGGAGUGGAAGCUGAGCAACCAGCAACGAUGCAGGAAUACUGAAGACCAGCAGCAGCUGGCUGACAGGGUCCUCGGGGAGUCUGCAAGAGUUAGGGAAGAAACUGGUGAGCGCGCAGAAAUCCUCAAAGCUACCUCUGACAGACGUAUCGAAGAACGCAUCGGUGACGUCGAGUUCAAUAGAAAUGAGCUUCAAAUACAAAGAAAAGAAAUUUGUUUGGAACUCGAAGCUCUGAGCAUGUAUAAAACUCGACUGUUGGACUGCUUGGGCUCUCUUCAGGUUAACGCCUUGGCAAUAUGCCGCAAGUGCCUCAUGCUAAGAGACGGACGCAUUGGCAUUGAUUUAGUAGUCGACGAGGUGGAAAGCGCUCUGCAGCAGGAGAUCACCACCAUUCUUGGCGGACAAAGCCUCCUGAGGCGAGUGCUGGAACAGUUGAACGAACAGAUGCGACGUCUUCGCUCUACGAGAUACCUUCUCGACAGAGAUCUGCAGUACAAGCAGUCUGCUAUUGACCUUGACAAAGCUAAUCUCUCUCUAAAACCUACUGACCUGUGUCUCUCCGUGUACGAAGGCUAUGCUAGUCUCGACCCGGCAAACAUAUCUGCCGACGAGUACAACGCUUAUUCAGCGAAAAAUAUUCAGCUGGCAGCAAGGGAAGUUACUAGUGCACGCCCCAUCCGCAUGUUCGUCGACACAAUUCUCAAACAAGUUAUUGACGACCUGUGGAACGCUUACAAGAAGUGUAACCAUGCAUUCAACGAACGAAUUGAAGACACGAAGAGAGCUAAAGCGAAGCUUGAGGACAUGCAUCGUGAUACCACUCAGAAGAUUUCUGAUAUGCAAGACAAUAUACUGCAGCUGCAAAAAGCUUUGUCUGAUAAGGAAGGGAAUACAGCUUUAGCACAUACAAGGCUUGGCAAGCGUGCUCAGAGAGUAGGGGCUGAGUUGGUGAGGGACCCACCAGGGCAGGCUUUGUACUACGAGUGUGAGAUGCUACGGCUGAGCACGGAGCAGCUACAACAGAUGCUACACGAGGCUACGGCGUCCUUGCGCUACUUGCUACAAACUCAGAUCCAAUUGGAGGAAGAUAUCAACGUGAAGAUGAAUACUUUGAAGAUUGAUGAAGUGGACUGCAUGACUCUGAGAGAAACUAUGGACUACCACGCGUAUUAACGACACUGGGCUAUGUAUUCUUCCAGUGAUCUCGUAUAUUUUCUUGUUUAGGACUUUUGCCAAAUUUUGUUCUCUCUUAAACUCGUAGCUACUUGCUAAAGUGUUUUCUGUGUAUGCUAUUUAAUACAACUAGGGUUGUCACAUGACGUAGUAUAUAAAUAUUUUAGACUACUAUUCUGUGCUAUUGUUCUUUAGUAUAGAAUGGGAUAAUUUUCAAAAUGCUUGGUAAGGCGUUUUUUUUGUAUUUGUUAUUUCUGUAGAUGUUUCCAGUUGUGUUUGCUAUAAAAUAAAUUGAUUGUGCACAUUUGGUCAUGGUCAC